AUGAAGCCACAUGUGGCAGAGGAACCUCAGACUCCGCCUCCUGCUCCUCCAACCCCAUCGGAUAACGGGACACAGCCAGCUUUACAGGCUGGCAUCCCAGUCUCUGCUGAAUCUGCUGAAACCCUCAUAACCGAACCAAGUGACCCGACAAGUGAGGCAGUGGUGAUGGAGGAUCCUGAACAAUCCGAAUCCGCCGCCUCCAUUGACGUCACCAUCACCCCUGAGAAUGAGGACGAUGCCAGGGGGGGCGCAGGUUCUGCAGGUGACGUUCCUUUAAUGUCUGAGGUUUGCGGUGAAAACGCCUCUGUUUCUAGUCCUGACUCCUCCGCCUUGGUAGUGAAACCUGAAGAGGACGCUGAUAAACUUCCUCAGAUUAAUGAGCAAGUGUUUAAGGUCCUGACAGCAGCUGUUCGCCAGCACAGACUCACUAAAGGUAACGGAUCCCAACCCACUUCGCGGUCCAGUCCUCUUGUGUCCGCUGCUUCCAGUCCCAGAGACAAUGUUGCAGAUCCUUCUGGGAUUAACAAAAGCUCUUUGGAAGUUCUCCAGCACAGGAUGGUCAAGGGUAGCAGCUCAGACAGUACAGAGAAGGAGGAUCAAGUUUCUGAGGAAGCUGAUCUCAGCGCAGACUAUGUUUCUUCAGACUACUUCAACAUGGAGGACUUUGUUACAGUUGAUGAAGUCUGUGAUGAUGGUGGCGACACAAGCCCACAGCCCCACCACUCACCAGAGAGCUCUUCUAAGCAGUCCUCAGAAACGAAAAGAGAAGGGGACAAAGAAAGGCAAGGCUCCAGUCAUCAUCUGACACCAGACGGAGUUCACCAAGGUCCUCAAAAGACUCAAAGCGCUCUGCCUCGUCCUCUUCAUCCUCCUCAUCCAGGUCGACCAAAGAGCACUUUAAAAGCCCUCUUCUAG
Molecule: messenger RNA, 915 nt
Organism: Sphaeramia orbicularis (orbiculate cardinalfish)
Lineage: Eukaryota; Metazoa; Chordata; Actinopteri; Kurtiformes; Apogonidae
Exons: 3
Coding region: 1-915 (304 amino acids)
Source: RefSeq, a predicted model, not a curated record